Molecule: messenger RNA, 6034 nt
Organism: Cucurbita maxima (winter squash)
Lineage: Eukaryota; Viridiplantae; Streptophyta; Magnoliopsida; Cucurbitales; Cucurbitaceae
Product: putative receptor-like protein kinase At3g47110
Exons: 5
Coding region: 216-5738 (1840 amino acids)
Biological process (GO): protein phosphorylation
Molecular function (GO): ATP binding; protein binding; protein kinase activity
Source: RefSeq, a predicted model, not a curated record
GUUAAUAAGUUGCAAACAAUUAAAAGCUCCUUUCUCAAGUGGAAGGAGGCAAGCUAAUGUUGUCCGACCAACAAGAGUUUCCAAGAAUUUGCAGGCUGGCUUACUUGGUUUAUCAGAAUCAAUGAGCUCCCUCCCUCAUCUGUUCAUUACAGAUCCGACAUUUCCCUGCAAGACGAAAUACGAUUGCAGCAAGGUUAAUAGGAUUCUGUAUUCCGAUGAUCGGAACUUAUUAUACACAAGUUUAUGAGAACAAUUUGACAGGUAAAGUGCCCCCGUCAAUCUACAAUAUAACUUCUCUGAUUGACCUGACACUCACUCAAAAUCGACUUCAAGGAUCUAUACCCCCAAUUAUUGGAUUUACAUUUCCCAAUCUGAAUAAUUUUAGUGGGCCAAUUCCUACGUCCUUUGCUAACAUCUCCUAUCUUCAAUUGUUAGAUAUAUCUGGAAAUAGUCUCACUGGAAUGAUACCUCAUGAGUUGGGGAGAUUAAAAGACUUGCGAGUACUCAAUUUUGAUACCAACAGGCUUGGAAGUGGGAAAGCUGGUGAUCUAAAUUUCAUCAGUCUCUUGGCUAAUUGUACUAAUCUAAUGGAUUUGGGUCUAAUUAAGAAUCGUCUUGGAGGAGCACUGCCACCAACCAUUGGAAACCUUUCGGACCGGUUGACAAGGAUAACCUUGGGUGAAAAUAUGUUAAGUGGAAGCAUUCCUAGUGGGAUUGAAAACCUGAUAAGCUUGCAAAUUCUUGGAAUGGAAUAUAACCAUCUCAGCGGUAGAAUCCCUCCCAGUAUUGGGAAGCUUCAGAAUUCGGGUUGGUUGUACUUGGAUGAGAACAACCUAACUGGGCCAAUUCCAUCCUCCUCCAUUGGUAACUUAUCUUCAAUCUCUAGGCUUUACAUAGACCAUAACAGACUGGAGGGAAGUAUACCACCGAGUUUAGGGCGAUGCAAAAGCCUCCAAGCUCUUGAUCUAACUCAUAACACCCUAACUGGCUCUAUACCCAAGGAAAUUCUUGGCCUCCCUUCCCUUUCAGUUUACUUAGGCUUGGACCAUAACUCACUCACUGGUCCAUUGCCAUCUGAAGUUGGUAACUUGGUUAGUUUGAGUGAACUAAAUGUAUCAGAGAACAAACUGUCUGGUAAUAUUCCCAGCAAUGUGGGUAAUUGUAGGAGCAUGGAAAGCUUGUCUCUUGAAGGGAACCAGUUUACUGGAAUUAUUCCUCCAUCUUUCGAAGCUUUGAGAGGUCUGGAAGAACUAGAUCUAUCAGCCAACAACUUGUCUGGGUCAAUUCCACAAUUUCUUGCCAACCUUCGCUCACUCAAUUACCUCAAUCUAUCCUAUAAUAACUUGGAAGGAAAAGUGCCCAAAGAAGGAGUUUUCUCUAAUUCAACCAUGAUUUUCGUCCUUGGGAAUAAGAAUCUAUGUGAUGGGCUACCGGAAUUGCAUUUACCUCCGUGCAUGCCUAACCAAACACAUUUGUCCAAUAAGCGGUUUCUAGCAUCAAGGGUGUUAAUCCCCAUAGCAUCCGUUGUCACAUUCACUGUUAUUUUGGUGUGUAUCAUUUUUGUGUGUUUUGUGCUUAAGAAGUCGAGGAAGAAUGGCUCAACUUCAUCUUCUUCAAAGGGGUUUCUACCACAAAUUUCUUACUUGGAACUCAGUAAAUCAACCAAUGGAUUCUGUAUUGAAAAUAUCAUUGGUUCGGGUAGUUUUGGCUGUGUAGUUCUAAAUCUUCGACAACAAGGUGCUUCCAAGAGUUUUGUUGAUGAAUGCAAUGCUCUCUCGAACAUACGACAUCGAAAUCUGCUCAAGAUCAUAACAUCUUGCUCGAGUAUUGAUGAACAGGGCAAUGGAUUUAAAGCUCUAGUCUUCAAUUUCAUGUCCAACGGAAAUCUUGAUUGUUGGCUUCAUCCUGCAAAUCAAGGCCACAACCAAAGAAGGUUGAGUUUCAUUCAAAGAUUGAACGUUGCCAUUGAUAUUGCCUGUGGAUUAGAUUAUCUCCAUAAUCUUUGUGAAAUCCCUAUUGUUCAUUGUGAUCUAAAGCCGAGCAAUAUAUUACUCGACGACGAUAUGGUUGCUCAUGUAGGAGACUUUGGAAUCUCCAUGGAAGGAGAUAUCUUCAGUUACGGAAUACUACUAUUGGAGAUGAUCAUCGGGAAAAGACCCACCGACGACAUGUUUGGGAAUGGAGUGGGUAUCCAUUUGUUGAGUAGAAUGGCAGUACCUCAAGAUGCCAUGGCCAUACUCGAUCCUUGUAUGCUACCUGAAGAAACACGUGAAGAAGAAGAGAAGGAAGAGAGAAUAGAAGAAAUGGUGAUAAGGAGUGCGGAAGAUGGUACAGAAAGGGUACCAAGAUGGAUGGAAGAAUGUGUAGUGUCGAUGCUGAGAAUCGGCAUAUCGUGCUCCUGCAUUGCACCUGCAGACAGAAUGUCAAUGAAUGUUGUCAUCAAUGAACUUCAAGCAAUUAAAAGCUCCUAUCUCAAGUUUACUAAGCCUCGUCCAAGUUUAAACUCACCAAACGGCCAUCCAAUGAGUAACUUCCAAAGAAAAUUACAACUCCAUAAAGCUACCAAAGCCGACGAUUCGAUUUUGCUCGUCCUCGCGAAUCCGGCCGUUCUCAGCCGCAACAUGAGGCGCAAUCCGAUUCUGUGCAUACUUUUGUACCAUACAUUUCUGCUAUCCCUGAGCUCGACUUCUGCAAAUGAAUCAGAUCGCUUGGCUCUGCUUGACUUCAAAAGCAGAGUACUCAAUGAUCCAUUUGGAAUCAUGAGCUCCUGGAACGAUUCCACGCAUUUUUGUGGUUGGGAUGGUGUUACUUGCAAUUUUACCCUCUGGAGAGUUGUAGUUUUGGAGUUGGAAGCUCGAAAAAUUAGUGGCUCUAUACCGACCUCUUUUGGAAAUAUGACUCAUCUCACUGAAAUCAGGUUGGGAGACAACAAAUUCCACGGCCAUAUUCCCCAUGAGUUCGGUCGACUUCUACAAUUGCGUCAUCUCAAUUUGUCUUUCAAUGACUUCAGCGGUGAGAUUCCGGCCAAUAUAAGUCAUUGCACAGAGCUUGUUGUUUUGGAGUUUGGUAUCAAUGGGCUAGUAGGCCACAUUCCACGCCAGUUGUUCAUGUUAACCAAGUUAGAACGGCUCGGGUUUGGUGUUAACAAUCUGAUUGGAACUAUCCCACCUUGGAUAGCAAAUUUUUCCUCCCUAUCUCGUAUGUCACUCACAUAUAACAAUUUUCAAGGAAAUAUUCCCGAAGAAUUUGGGCGCCUGACUAGAUUGGAUUUCUUCUCAGUUUCUGUGAACUAUUUGACAGGUACAGUCCCACCUUCAAUCUAUAAUAUAACUUCUUUGGCUCAGUUAUAUCUGACUAAUAAUCGACUACAAGGAAAUAUACCACCAAAUAUCGGAUUUACACUACCCAACCUUCGAGUCUUCGCCGGUGGUGGUAAUAAUUUCACAGGGCCUAUUCCGAUGACGUUUGCUAACAUCUCUGGUCUUCAAGUACUGGAUCUUCCUAAGAACAGUUUCACUGGGAUGCUACCUGAUGAGUUGGGGAGGCUAAAAGGCUUGGAGAGACUCAAUUUUGAAGACAACAGACUUGGAAGUGGAGGGGCUGAUGACUUAAAUUUCAUCAGUUCCUUGGCUAAUUGUACUAGUCUAAAGGGUCUGGGUCUAUCUAGGAAUCGCUUUGGAGGAGCAUUGCCUUCAUCUAUUGGAAACCUUUCAAAGCAGCUCACAGUUCUAAACUUGGGUGGAAAUAGGUUGAGUGGAAGCAUUCCUUCAGAGAUCGUUAACUUGAUUAACUUGCAAAUUUUUGCUGUGGAAUAUAACUAUGGUCUGAAUGGUAGUGUUCCUUCCAAUAUUGGGAAUCUUCGGAACUUGGUGAUGCUUUUGUUGCAAGGUAACAAAUUAAGUGGGUCAAUUCCACCAUCCAUUGGCAACUUGUCUUCGAUCACUAAGCUUUGCAUGAACGAUAACAGGCUCGAGGGAAGUAUACCAACAAGCUUGGGACAAUGCAACAGCCUCAUAGGUCUUGACUUAUCUGGUAACCGACUUAGCGGCGCUAUACCGAAAGAAGUUCUUCGUCUCUCCUCCCUUUCAGUCUACUUGGCCUUGAAUAAUAACUCAUUUACAGGUCCAUUGCCACUUGAACUGGGUGAAUUAGUUCGUUUAACAUUGUUGGAUGUAUCAAAGAACAGAUUAUCAGGCAACAUUUCAAGCAAUCUUGGUAAAUGUGUAAGCAUGCUUUACUUGGAUUUGAGUGGUAACCAAUUUGAGGGAACAAUUCCUCAAUCGUUAGAAGCUUUGCAAGGCCUAGAAGUACUAAAUCUUUCCAGCAACAACCUAUCAGGAUCAAUUCCCCAAUUUCUUGGAAAUCUUCACUCACUCAAGUAUGUCAAUCUAUCCUAUAAUAACUUCGAGGGAAAAGUGCCCAAAGAAGGCGUUUUUUCCAAUUCAACCAUGAUUUCUGUUCUUGGGAAUAAUAAUCUAUGUGAUGGAUUACAAGAAUUACAUUUACCUUCGUGCCCGCCUAGCCGAACACAUUCAUCCACCAAGUUUUCAUCACCUAAAGUGUUAAUCCCUGUAGUAUCAACGGUCAUAUUUACUGUUGUUCUUUUAAGCAUCCUUUAUGUGUGUUAUAAGCUCAAGAAGGGAAGGAGUAAUGCUUCAACUUCAUCUUCCUUCAUGGAUUUUCUACCACAAAUUUCUUACUUUGAACUCAGUAGAGCAACUGAUAGAUUCUCUGUAGAUAAUUUUAUUGGUUCAGGUAGUUUUGGUUCAGUGUAUAAAGGUAUUCUUUCAAAUGAUGGAUCAGUUGUUGCCAUUAAAGUUCUAAAUCUUCAACAGCAUGGUGCUUCCAAGAGUUUUCUUGAUGAAUGCAAAGCUCUCGCAAGUAUACGACAUCGAAAUCUUCUCAAGAUCAUAACUACUUGCUCAAGCACAGAUGAACAAGGAAAUGAAUUUAAAGCUCUAAUCUACAAUUUCAUGUCCAAUGGAAAUUUAGACGGUUGGCUUCACCCCACAAAUCAUGAACACAAUGAAAGAAGGUUGAGUUUCAUUCAAAGAUUGAACGUUGCGAUUGACAUUGCCUGUGGAUUAGAUUAUCUCCAUAAUCAUUGUGAAACAUCCAUUGUUCAUUGUGAUCUAAAGCCUAGCAAUAUAUUGCUGGAUGAAGAUAUGGUAGCUCAUAUAGGGGACUUUGGGUUAGCAAAAUUCAUGUUGGAAGGAUCAAAUUACCAAUCCUCUUUCAGUCAAACCAUGUCACUUGCACUUAAGGGUUCUAUCGGAUAUAUCCCUCCAGAGUACGGCAUCGGUGGUAGAAUUUCAAUUGAAGGAGAUAUCUUCAGCUUUGGAAUACUGCUAUUAGAGAUGAUUAUUGGAAAAAGACCCACCGACGACAUGUUCGGCGAUGAUGGGAACAUUCAUGAACUCGCUACAGUGGCGUUGUGUCAAGGUAUGCUAGCCAUAGUUGACCCUUCGUUAUUUGAAGAAUCGUUCCAACAAGAACAGAAUGAAGAUAUAAUACAAGAAAUCGCAAUAAUGAGUGAGGAAGAUCGUAAGAGAUUCGUACCAAGGUGGAUGGAAGAAUGUGUAGUCUCAGCAACGAAAAUUGGCUUAUCUUGCUCCUCCCCUGUACCUGGUGAGAGAACGCCCAUAAAUGUUGUCAUUAACGAAUUGCAAUCAAUUAAGAGCUCCUAUCUCAAGUUUAAUACGCCAACCCAAAAGUUCCACAGAUAUUUGUUACCUUAACCUUAGAAACGAAUGAAUUUAUUCGGCAACUAGCAUCGGGCUCUUGGUGGAAGAAUGUGCGAUGAAAAAGGCAUCGUUUAUCUCAAGGUGGAAGAAGGCUUCCCCAAUCGGCCCACGAGGCCGACUACUUGGGAGGGACAUGGCUUACCGGGUUUGGGUUAGGUCGUUAAGAGGUGGUGGGCUGAUGGCUAAGACUCCUCCAACCACAAUGGCAUGGGGGUGUUGGAGGCGGUUGCCUCGUGGCCAACUCUCAAGGGUUGAAGUUCAGACGUGGAAUUUUUCAGUUCAUUCGGUUA